Molecule: messenger RNA, 4863 nt
Organism: Varanus komodoensis (Komodo dragon)
Lineage: Eukaryota; Metazoa; Chordata; Lepidosauria; Squamata; Varanidae
Product: tigger transposable element-derived protein 1-like
Exons: 5
Coding region: 183-2882 (899 amino acids)
Cellular component (GO): nucleus
Molecular function (GO): metal ion binding; DNA binding
Source: RefSeq, a predicted model, not a curated record
CCUUUUGAUUUGUUCUCGGGCAGCGGCAGCCACACAGGACGGACGUCGAAGCGACUUUAUUUCUCUUCUACUCCGGCAACUGCAAGCUUGACAUAUGCCCUACUUCUCCUUGAGGUACUUCCUGGAAAGGAAUCACGUGGCCACCAUUUAAAACUGGAAAUACAGUUAAAGCCGUGGCGAUCAUGCUUCAGGGAGAGGCAGUCAUGGCGACUGGGGCCCCUGUCAAGGAGCUCUGCGAAGAAGCAACUUGUCCCAUCUGCUUGGAAUACUUUAAAGACUUGGUGAUGAUGGAUGACUGUGGGCACAGCUUCUGCAAAGCCUGCCUGACACGGUACUGGGGGGAGUCUGCAGAUGCUUCCUGCCCUCUGUGUACUGAAGCUGUUCAGCAACUGGAGGAAGGAGAGAAAGAAGGGGGCAUCCGGGAGAGGCACCAAGAGUCCCUGAAACUCUUGUGCAAGGAAGAGGACGCUCUCAUCGGCUUGCUGCGGGACCGUUCCAGGGAAUCGUGGGAACAUAGUGAGUUUCCUGCUGACGAGGCAUCCCAGGAGUAUAAGGUGACUGAUAGCAGCAAUGCAGGCACCAGCAAUGGCCGUAAAGGCCGUGGUGUCUCAUGGCGGCACAAGGAGACCUUGGAUCUCCUGGACAUCUGGGGAGAGCAGAAGAUCCAGGAUCAGCUCCGCAGCAGCCACCGAAACAUAGACUUCUUCGAAUACAUCGCCCAGGAGAUGGCAGCCCGAGGUCACCGCCGCACUGCAGUCGAGUGUCGCUCCAAGACAAAAGUCAUGAGACUGGAGUAUAAGCGUGUGAUUGGUCAUAAUUCCAGGCCUGGGAGCAAUAAAGUGACUUGUCCAUUUUACAAGCAGCUACACCGUAUCCUUCGUGGGGACGCGAGUGUGAAGCCCAAGCGGGUUUCCCGCAGCCUGAAUUUCAAGCGUGGGGCUAGGCAGGGAGCUGCCCCAGAGCCCCCGAGCACAGAGGAGCAUCUUUCCCAUGCAGAUCUUCCCAUGAUCAACAUUGGAGAGUAUCUCAAGGAAGAGAGUCCUGACAACACAGGUGAUGGAAUGGUUUCUAGUAAUGGAGCCGAGGAGGAGAUGGCCGAAACAGAAGGUAUCAACAUCAUACAAGUUGAGGAGGAAGGCAGCAAUGAAGGCAGUGUAUUUGCCCUUGUAACCAUGCCUCGAAAGCGUAAAUCCAAGGCAAUUGCAGGUGAUGCAUCGAAGAAAAGGAAAACAAUCACGAUUAAAACUAAAGUGGAAAUAAUAAAGCGAUCGGAGAGAGGUGAAACGCCAUCGGUCAUUGGGAAAGCAUUAGGCUUUAGUCGAUCAACAGUCGGAACAAUUUUAAAGGAUAAAGUGAGAAUAAUGGAGCAUGUGAAAGGCUCUAUUCCGAUGGGAGCUACAAUUAUUACUAAGCAACGCAGUGGUUUAAUUAUUGAAAUGGAAAGGCUAUUGCUGAUUUGGUUAGAGGAUCAAAAUCAGCGCAACAUUCCGGUUAGCCUAGCAUUAGUGCAAGAAAAGGCUCGAAGCCUUUUCAAUGAUUUAAAAACUGCACGUGUAGCAAGUGAAGGUGAUUGUGAUGAAGAAUUUGCUGCGAGUAGGGGUUGGUUUAAUCGUUUCAAAGUGAGGGCAAAUUUACAUAACUUUAAAGUGCAAGGUGAAGCUGUAAGCGCCGAUGUAAGUGCAGCAACUGAAUAUCCCAAAAUGUUAAAGAAAAUUAUUGAGGAGGGAGGUUAUGUGCCAGAGCAAAUAUUUAACGUAGAUGAGACUGGUCUAUUUUGGAAAAAAAUGCCUGAAAGGACCUACAUCGCAAAAGAGGAAAAAAAUGCUCCAGGGCAUGAGGCAGCGAAGGAUAGGCUGACGUUAUUGCUUGGGGGUAAUGCAUCGGGGGAUUUUAAGCUCAAGCCUUUGCUUGUGUAUCGCUGCCCAAAUCCGACGGCACUUCGUCGUAUUAUUAAGGCGUCUCUUCCCGUAAUUUGGAAGUCAAAUUUAAGGGCUUGGGUGACAGUUGCCAUCUUUGAAGAUUGGUUCUUGAACCAUUUUGUCCCUGCUGUGGAACGUUACUGCUUGGACAAGAAAAUUCAGUUUAAGAUCCUCCUUGUGCUUGACAAUGCACCCGGACAUCCGAGCUCUUUAGAUGACCUUCACCCCAACGUAAAGGUCGUGUUCUUACCCCCCAACACCACAUCGCUACUUCAGCCAAUGGACCAAGGAGUCAUAGCCACCUUUAAAGCCUAUUAUUUACGGCGUAUCUUCUCACAAGCAGUCAGGGCUGUGGAAAACAGUGUGAUGAGCUUAAGGGAGUUCUGGAAAAAUUAUAGCAUCUAUGAUGCCAUCAAAAAUAUUGCUGAUUCUUGGGAUGAAGUGAAGCAGUCAGCCAUGAAAGGAGUAUGGAACAAAGUGUGCCCCCAGUUCACCAAUAGUUUUCAGGGCUCUACAGAUGACAGUGUUGCUGAAGCCAGACAAGCUGUGGUUGACCUUGGCAAUGCACUGCAUUUGAACAUCAGUGAAAAGGACGUUGUAGAGUUACUCAAGUCCCAUUCGGAAGAAUUGAGCGACGAAGACCUUAUGGAGAUAGAGGAACAACUGAAAGCUCAUGAGGAAGAACAGGACAUCGAAUCUCCAGAACCAAAAAGGUUUGUGACAAAAGAGUUAGCCGAAGGCUUUCGUCUCGCCGAAGCAGCGAUGGCAAAGUUUGAGGAGCAAGAUCCUAACACGGAGAGGUUCACAAAGGUUUACCGUGCAGUGACCGAGGCCCUCAGCUGUUACAAGGCCAUUUAUGACAAGAAAAAGAAGAUGGCCGUACAAACAACCCUUGAUGCCUACUUCAAGAAAGCGACUUCAGUGGUGACCCCCCCUCUCUCCAGCAACCGAACCAACCCCUGACUCUCCAGCAGCAGAAUCGCCCCCCCUCCAGCAGCUGAAUCAAAGCCUGGCUCUGCAGCGGCGCAAUCCAAGCCUGACGCUCCAGCACCAGUCCCAUCUCCACCAUCAUCCAGUUAAUGUUAGGCUUAAUGUUACCUCAAGAAAGCCCCUUCCAGUAUGCAGGACAUCGAUGGAAUGAGAGUAAGUGUUACCCUUUAAUAAUCUUCUUACUUGUUUAAAAUCUAAACUGUUUUAGGAACUAUUUCUUUAUAUAGCUAUAUUUAUAUUACAGUUCUGUAUACUUACACAUGUACAUACAGAUCCUCUUUUCAGUACCUGUAGUUACUUUAUUUUUACUGUUUUUAUUAUAAUCAUUACACUACUGUAUUGUGUUUUAAGAUGUUUUAGAGUAUAUGGAAGUGUUUAAGUGUUCUAUUUGCAUAGAAAGCUAAAAUAUAUACAUAUACAGAGACAAACAUUUGGCUUAUUCAUGCUAAAUCUGGCCCGUACGUACGUGAUCCGACUUACAUACAGUUCGACUUAAAGACGUUCUCAGGAACGGAACUCGUUCGUAACCCAGGGACUGCCUGUAUUUAUAGACCACUAAGUAUAAUAAAAUCCCUGAGUGCUUUAUAUAUAAAUAUUAAAAAUACAUGUAAAAUGUUAUGGUUAAGGUCAUAUUAAAAUACGAUUUUAAAAAACAAUAACACAAUAAGGCAAUGUCAGGAACAGGAAAAUGGAGUAGAGAUUAAUUGUAUGCUAUGGAAGGCCUGAGGAACAAGUGAGUUUUCAGGAGCUUUGUUUCCAUCUUUAUCGUGUUGUUUCAAAGUCCUACAGUUCCCAGCAUGCCCAGCCAGCCUAGGCCCCUUUUCUGGCCAAGCACACAUGGGGCUGCAAUCUGGUUGUGAAUGUGAGUCUCCAGAUGGAGAGGCUCAUGGGAUACUGCACUUCUUGCUGGGUAUUUUAUGGCCACCUGGGUUUAGUGCUGGGUAGGGGGAAGAAAGGAGGCCGGGACACCAGCAGGAACCAGCGUGACUCUGGUCCUUACCACCUUUCCUUCCUGCCCUGCAACAAGCCCCUUCUGUCUUCUUCUGAGGCCCCUUGUGGCUGGAGGGGCAGCUGGUGCAGUUCCUUCUAUGCUGUCUACAACAGGAUGGGGCAAGAGAUCUCAGGAUUUCAGAGCGGGAAUUCCAGAGAAUCCUGUGGCCACCCAGAUGCUGUUGGGAGGCCAUGGAAUUGCACCCUAGGUUACUUUUUUCCUUAGAUAUCUCAGAUCCAAGUCUGUGUGCUAUAUGGGAACAUGGCUAUAGCACGGCUUCUUUUUCUAGUUUUGUUUACUAAGUGCAAGCAAGAUAAAUAUGCUAGAUUUGAUCACUUCUGGACAUCAGAUAAUUUUCUAGUUCAGCCUUUUCUGAAAAACUGACAGCAAUAAGGGCGUGAUCCCAUGGUCCUGGGAGAGCAUUCCAGUGACCAUAGGAUUUUUCAGUGUCCUCUUUUGGAACCUGUGGCCUUAGGAGGCAGCUCUGUGCUUCAGUCCCUCCACCUCUGUCCCCUCCCAGCCACUGCUCUCUGAGGUUGCAAAGUGGUCUUGGAUGACCUCACAGAGGUGGAAACAGGCAUUUCACUGAGCAAGGAGGAGAGUGUGAGAGGAGAAGGCAAGGCCUGCUGAACCCUAUGAUUUGCCCGUUGCCUGUCUCACUGGUUUGGAGUGGGAGGGGAUGAGGAAGAAGAGGCAAAAUGGCCUCUGUCUUCCUUCUGUUCUUCCAGCAACAGCCCGGGGGGCAUAGGAUUUGUGGAAGACUUCAGAUUUGGACACUUCCAUAUAAUGGGCAGCAAUCCCAGUGGAUUGCACCCUAGAUACCUUUUACUCUAAAUUUUUGAAUACUUUGAUGCGUGCACUGGUGCCUACAAUGUAUUUGUUCUGUGCUGCCUUUGGCAGGGCAAUUUAAGGCAGCAUUUCUCUUGUGCAAACUCAGCUGUUUUGCUCCUAAAUUUCCUUUUG